This is a messenger RNA of Hippocampus zosterae (dwarf seahorse), 4321 nucleotides long. It is a transcript of the gene slc35e4, whose product is annotated as solute carrier family 35 member E4. NCBI's taxonomy places the organism in Eukaryota, Metazoa, Chordata, Actinopteri, Syngnathiformes, Syngnathidae. The transcript has 2 exons. The record is from RefSeq and is a predicted model, not a curated record. Gene Ontology annotation, cellular component: Golgi apparatus. Gene Ontology annotation, molecular function: antiporter activity. Bases 1 to 1083 code for a protein of 360 amino acids.
AUGAUCCACGCUGAUGGCUUCUCCAAGCACGAUGCGAGCGCGCAACCGGGAGGCAAUAGCAGACCCACAGCAGAGAUGUUCCAUCUGCUCUGCGCAAUUAUUGUUUGGCUCGUGACCGGCACCACCAUCUCCAGCCUCAACAAAUGGAUCUUUGCCGUGUACAACUUCAGGUACCCCCUGCUGUUGUCCGCACUGCACAUGCUGACAGCCAUCGUGGUGGACUACGGCUUGAUCAAACUCCGAGUGAUCAGCCACACGGGGGCGGUGGAGCAAGAGUUGACCCCUGGCGCUAAGUGUAAAAUCUUCUUGCUGAGUCUUACGUUUUGCGCCAGCAUCGCCUUUGGCAACAUGGGUCUGAACUAUGUGCAACUGUCCUUCGCUCAAAUGAUCUACACCACCACGCCAAUCUUCACUCUGGCGAUCUCCACGCUGAUCCUGGGCAAGCAGCAUCACAUCCUCAAGUACACGGCCAUGAUGCCCAUCUGCCUAGGGGCCUCUUUCAGUAUCAUGGGGGAGGUCCAGUAUGACCAGACGGGCUGCUUGUUUGUCAUCGCCGCCACCAUGUUUAGGGGCGUCAAGUCCAUUCAACAGAGCAUUCUCCUCCAGGAGGAGAAGAUCAACUCGGUGUUCCUGCUCUACCUGAUGUCCAUCCCCAGCUUCCUCAUCCUGGCCGUGGCGGCGCUGGCGCUGGAGAACUGGGCCCUACUGGAGUCGCCGCUCCACUACGACCGGCGCCUGUGGGUCUUUAUCCUGCUCAGCUGCCUCGGCUCGGUCCUGUACAACCUGGCCAGCAGCUGCGUCAUCACCCUCACGUCGGCCGUCACCCUCCACAUCCUGGGCAACCUGAGCGUGGUGGGCAACCUCCUGCUCUCCCAGCUGCUCUUCGGCAACGAGCUGUCCUCGCUGAGCUGCGCUGGCAUCGCCCUCACUCUGUCGGGCAUGCUCAUCUAUCAGAACUCCGAGUUCAUCGUCAGCUACAUGGACACGCGCAGAGUCAAAAUGGCGGAUUCACCAGGUGAGAACAACACGGAUUCCACCGACAUGAGGUAUCGACAGCAGAGAACAGAGCAAAAGACAGACUGAAUUGCAGGGAGUUCUGGUUGAAGGGGAACUCGAGUCAACAACAAAAAUAUAGACACAAAUAUGUUCCAUGCACUUCACUGGUCUCAACUCGGCAUUCUGGUUAAACUUGCUAUUUUGCAAUAUGAAUAGAGCAGCAAAAUCCACCCGUUAUUUAUUUAUUUGUUUUAAUCUAUCUCAGUUGGCGUCCAAUUUGUCCCGUGCUGUUGUCUGAAAAUGGCAAUCGUGCCUCUCCUGUUUUCUGGGUUUGGUCGUGUGACGUUGGCAAGCUGAGCCCGGAGUCAUUUUCAGGCGAUGGCGAGUGGCAGCGCAAGGCAAAAUGGCCGCCUUGUGAGAUGGAUCAAAACGGCGUUUUGAAGGAAAAACAAAUUCUGCUUCAUUCAUUUUUCACAAAUGCAAGAUUGGGCCGAAUACCGUGGUCAGACUAGCGGGGGCCCCAAAAUGGAACAUAUUGUCAGGUCAAUUUUGGACUUCCUCUUGAAAUAGUCGAGAGCGGCCGGCCUUACGAAGUGAUCUUCACUGAUGAUGAUGAUGAUGAUGUGCCAUGGCACAGGAAUCCCUCACCACUUCAAGGGAUAGGGACAGAGUCCCUACUGCAAGUAGUCAACCCCCCCACCCCCACCCCAAAUGCCACUAAUUUUAAACUUGAAUUGGAUGAAAUUGAUCACCCACGUUUUUAGUCACUUGAUUUUGUGUAUCAGAUGAUACACAAACACAUAGGAUUGAAUUAAGAUGCACAAUAUUGGAAAAAAAACAUUUGACAUGCGAUAUGAAUGUUGACUAUGAUGUUUAACACAUACCGAAAGAAAUUUAAUGUUUUUUAUGAUGAAUAGAAAGAAUGUUUUUUUCCCCAUGCAGGGAAAAUGAGCAAACUCAAUGUGUUCUUUGAUAAUGCAUUGUAAUCACCUCUCGAUAAUGUCCCAACUAUUUAUAUUUUAAGUUUGCGUCCGACUGGUCCAAUUCGGAUAAAAGCAACACGGUUACAGAACGUACGAUGCAACACAUUUUCCCGGUGAAUCACUGAUGUUGCCCCCCUACCCCUAAAAAAAAAAAGAAUUCUGAAUUGGUGAAGGAUUACUGUCCUCAACCGUCAUCCGCAUUGUGCCAAUUCUACUGUCCUGCGGAGACCAGAAGCGGUGGCCUUGUUUUGUUUUUUGUUGUUGUUAUUUUUAAAUCAUGCAGAAUGACCACUCCUGUACAUACUCCUCUGUUUGAAUCGCACUCCAACAUGGCCCACUGGUGGUGUGUUAAAAGCACACUUGGGCUGUUUGGAAACCUCUUGGGUUACAUGACGCCUCACCUAAAAACCGCACUGUGAAAUAGGGAUGUAACGAUUAAUGGCAAUGCGCAUUAAGGUUAGUUACCAUGUGCAAUUUGAAUGACAUGUUAUGACUUCAGCGAUUGUAUUUUAUGUCCUACAGACCCCCCCCCCCCCACACACACACACACAAUUUAGCAAUCUAAAGAGAAAAUCUGGUCUGAUUAGUGCUCAGGUGUGCAAAAGUAUGUUACAACCAGAUAUACCACAUACUGCAGCGGUUAUCACUCCCAUAAAUCAGUCAUGCCGACCAAUAUUUUUUUCAACAUCUCGGUCAAGAAACAUUGCUUGUUGCCCACUUCAACAGCGUUGUGAAUGACAUGAUGCUUUUUGCGCCGCAAAGCCCAUAGGGGGCGCAUGGCAAUAAAAUGAUCGGCCAAUCCAACUUUUUAAAAUUUCGCCAACCUCCUCACAGUUUAGUGAUAAAUAUGGAGGCAUUAGUCGUUACAUCCCUACGGUGAAGCAGAAGUUGACGUUUGAAGAAACACUGUGUAUUAAGGCACUGUUACACAACUUUCUAGUUUUUAAAUCUUUAAUAGAGGGCGGACUAUGAUUUUGGCAGUUUCACAGAAGCGCACAAUGCCUAAAACUGUGUUUUCCGACCUUUUAUCGAGCAAGGCUCAUAGUUUGUAUUUAGAAAAAAAUGUUGGAACACCCAUCAAACAGCAGUGCGUCACAAAAGUACGUGUUAAAAAAAAAAAGGGGCUGGUGAUAGUGUAACAGCCUCUCACUAUAUGACGCGGACCUGGCCUCCAUCUUGAAUCCCAGCCAAUGUCACUUUGACCACAGAGGACUGUGUGCUUCAUAUUCUGUCUGACACACGUUUUCUAAACUGUACCACUGCUGCACAAUGCCUCUCCAAAUAUGGUUUACUGACAUUUUAUUUAACGACCACUGUCCUCCCCGCUCCCUCUUAAAAAAUAUUUAUGUAUUUAUUUGUCAACAAUAAGAGCAGUCACUGGCUUUGCAAAGGUUUGUGUUGUUGGACGUGCGGUUUCGCCCGAAGGCAAAGGCCUCAGGACGAUGGUGUAGAUUUUCUCCUCCUUCACAUGGAAACGUGGGUGGGUAUAUGUAUGUGGGUGUGGGUGUAUAUGCGUGCGAAACGGUAACGUUUAUUGAAGCGUUUUCCUUGCACUGUGGUGUCAAACUGGUUUCACGCCAGAGGGAUGCCAAAGCCAUUCUUGAGGUGGAAAUGCAAUUUAUUUCGGUCGUUCAAUCCGAAAAAGUGAAACUCGUAUUUUACGUAUACCGAGUGAAAUAUUUCUGGAAUACAUCUGGAAAGUACUGAGUGCAGCAAAAGGACGGCCCCUUAUAUUGCAGUUGAAUGGAGCUUCACUGGAAAUAGAAGGUCGCAAUUGGACUUUUGAGAAAAGUAUUUUCAAAUGUGUUGAUUGAAUCUGUAAAAUAUGAGUUUCACUUUUUUCCCCCUAAUGAACUCUCCCAUCUCCUAAUUGUAUAAGGCUCGUCCAUUGAACAUGCCUCAUCCAUCCCCGGACUGUUGAAGUUGUACUCUCAAUUUUGAUUGAUUGUUUGACACUGUUGGAAUACCUCAAGCCGCUUUGUUUGCACGCCACCCGGAAGCCAAAAAAAAGAAAGUCCAAUUGCUAAGUGACAUGUUACAAGCAGCACGCCUGUUCAUCUUUGCGCUUAACACUAAUAGUGCACUGAUAAACUUCAGAGCUGCUGAUUGGAUGUACUUGUUGUUUAAUUAUUAUUGACAUGAUGGUUCGUUUGUUUUUUAUAAUUGUCCCGAAUGGCGGGGUCGACCAGGUUCCGGAUGUAUCCUGCCUUAUUGAGGCAUUCUUGAAAAGAAUUUGCCGUUUUGUUUGGAGGCAAAUGUGUGUUGGGGGGGGGGGCAUGCACACAGAAUCUACUGUUUUGUCAUUCGAAAUAAAAGGACUGGUACAAGAAUUUACAUUUGAA